AUGUCGACGCCUUCGAAGCGCCGCAAGACUAACAAUCAUCAAUCCUCACCGCAAACUGUAGGAAGCCUCGACUUCUUCUUCAGCAAACAAAAGGGGGACUCGGCGCCAAAGAAAACAGACGAAAACGCGCGCUUCCAGGACUUCUCCAAUGGACAUUUGGGAUCGCAGGGAAGAGAUAGCAAUGAUGUUGAAACCCAAACUCUGACCGAUGAAGAGUAUGCGCGAAAAUUGCAGGCCGAAUGGGAAGAACAAGAUAGGGUCUUGGCAGCUCCACCUUUCGAGUCAACUGAGGAGCCGAAAGACGUACAAGCAAUAAAGGAUGACGAGUUUGUUCAAGAGGCCGAUGUUACUUCAAAUCACCAGUGUGGCUCCUCACAGCAGCAAGAUGUUGCGACAGAUCAUGCGCCAAUGCCGCUACAGGUAAAUGGAUCACAAAAGAAAGACACCUUAUCAUUGCAGUCGGCAACCUCCGCUGAAGACGCAAUAUCUUCGACCGUCCCAUUCGAUGAGAACCCUUUGACUUUCGAUCCUUCGAACUACAUACCGAAUCUCAAGAAACAUUGGGCGACGGAAGGUAGUAAUGCAUCAUAUGGACUCCUCACCAGAUGCUUCGUGCUUGUCAACAGUACACAGAGUCGCAUUAAGAUCGUCGAUACCUUGGUCAAUUUUCUACGAACCGUCAUUGAAGGUGAUCCUCAGAGCUUACUACCCGCUGUCUGGCUGGCUACCAAUGCCAUCUCUCCUCCCUAUAUUUCGUUGGAGUUAGGACUUGGAGGUUCGGCUAUCUCAAAGGCGCUGAAGAAGACAUGUAUGCUGGACAACGCCGGUCUCAAAACGCUCUACGACAAGUAUGGAGAUGCGGGAGAUGUGGCCUUCGAAGCCAAAAAGCGACAAACCUACACCCUGCGCAAGCCGAAGCCCCUGACCAUCAACGGUGUCUUUGAAAGCUUAGUCAAAGUAGCCAACAGCAAAGGGACAGGUAGUCAAGAGUUCAAGCAAAGGAUCGUGGAGAGAUUGUUGCAAGAUUCACAAGGCGCGGAAGAGAGCAGAUAUUUGGUCAGGACAUUGUGUCAACAUCUGCGAAUAGGGGCUGUGAAGACUACCAUGCUUAUUGCCCUUUCUCGCGCAUUCUUAUUGUCACGACCCGAAGGUGCAACGUUUGGUAUUAGGAUACAGUCGGAUCUCGCAAAGCUUAAGAAGGAAGGACUGGCAGAAGUCUACAGCAAGGGCGAAGAGUUAGUCAAAGCAUGCUUCGCGCGUAGACCGAACUACAAUGACCUUGUCCCUUGCCUUCUGGAAGUUGGCAUCUCCGACGAGCUUCUGCUGCGCUGUGGGCUAGGAUUACACAUUCCAUUACGACCCAUGCUGGGUAGCAUUACCCGUGACCUGAGUGAAAUGCUCACAAAACUCCAAGGCCGGGACUUCAGCUGCGAAUACAAAUAUGACGGCCAACGCGCCCAAGUGCACUGUGACGAGCAAGGCAAAGUCUCAAUAUUCUCCCGGCAUCUGGAAGUCAUGACGGACAAGUACCCCGACCUGGUUGCCCUCGUGCCUCAAAUACGUGGCGAAGGCGUCAGCAGCUUCAUCCUUGAAGGCGAAGUCGUAGCCAUCGACCAGGAAACUGGCGAUCUAAAGGCGUUCCAAACUUUGACAAACAGAGCGAAGAAGGAUGUUGCGAUCGAAUCUAUCAAAGUAGCCGUCUGUCUCUUCUCCUUCGACCUCAUGUACCUCAACGGUGAAGAGCUUCUCGACAGACCGUUCCGCGAGAGAAGAGAGCUCCUCCGGAGUCUCUUCGUCGAAAUCCCCAAUCGCUUCACCUGGGUCAAGUGUAUAGAUGCCACAUCCUCUGACUCCGACACCGUUCUCGAAUUCUUCAAAUCAGCAACCGAUAUCAAAUGCGAAGGCAUAAUGGUCAAAGUCCUCGACAAUGUCCCCAACCCAGCGCUCCAAACCGACGAAAACCACGACGAUGACCUAGAAACAGCACUCUCACCCCCCGCCCAAACAAGACCAUCCAAGAAGACCAAAUCCAAACCCAAACCGACCGCACCAGACAAAGCCGAGGAGAAGACCUCAGGCACCCGCCGCAAGCCCCUCCUCUCAACCUACACCCCCGACAAGCGCCUCGACUCCUGGCUCAAAGUGAAAAAAGACUACUCCACCACCUCCGACACCAUCGACCUCAUCCCCAUCGCCGCCUGGCACGGCUCCGGCCGCAAAGCGAAAUGGUGGUCCCCGAUCCUCCUCGCCGUCCGCAACCCGACCACCGGCAGCCUGGAAGCCGUCACCAAAUGCAUCUCCGGCUUCACGGACAAAUUCUACAAGGAGAACAAGGAACGCUACAACGAGGAGACGGGAGAGAACCUGAUCGCCAGACCGGGCUACGUCGAGUAUGUGGGCCGGCCCGACGUCUGGUUCGAGCCGCAGGAGGUGUGGGAGAUGGCGUUUGCGGACGUCACGAAGAGCCCGACCUAUCUGGCCGCCAUCGGCCUGGUGGACGAGGAGAGGGGGUUGAGUAUGCGGUUCCCGCGGUUCUUGAAGGUCAGGGAGGACAAGAGCAUCGAUGAGGCGAGCACGGCGGAUUUCCUCGCGGAGCUUUGGUUCAAGCAGGAAGCGAGGGGUGCCGUGGCUGUGAAGGACAUCAAGGAGGAAGACGACGUGGAGGGAUGA
Messenger RNA from Letharia columbiana, 2670 nucleotides. RefSeq lists its product as uncharacterized. Gene Ontology annotation, cellular component: DNA ligase III-XRCC1 complex. The transcript has a single exon. The record is from RefSeq and is a predicted model, not a curated record. Gene Ontology annotation, biological process: mitochondrial DNA repair; double-strand break repair via alternative nonhomologous end joining; lagging strand elongation. The coding region runs from base 1 to 2670 and encodes 889 amino acids. Gene Ontology annotation, molecular function: DNA binding; DNA ligase (ATP) activity; ATP binding. Lineage: Eukaryota; Fungi; Ascomycota; Lecanoromycetes; Lecanorales; Parmeliaceae.